This is a messenger RNA of Penicillium concentricum, 477 nucleotides long. RefSeq lists its product as uncharacterized. The transcript has 2 exons. The record is from RefSeq and is a predicted model, not a curated record. NCBI's taxonomy places the organism in Eukaryota, Fungi, Ascomycota, Eurotiomycetes, Eurotiales, Aspergillaceae. Bases 1 to 477 code for a protein of 158 amino acids.
AUGACCCAUGAGGCGCGGUGUCGGAUCUUCCUCACAAAUCGCCUAACCAAGGAACAGACCCAGAGACUCCAGGAGAUCAGGGUGGAGCCCGAUGAAUUCGAUGCCCUUCGUUAUGAUGAAUGGAAGAACGGGGAAGCAGGCAUGACUGAUGGGAAAGUCAAAGAUAUCUGGGAGAUCAUCAACGCCUACCUCAUCUGGUGCGAGUCAGAUGACCCUCUUAUCUUUGUCUUUAUUGAUGCACAGUUUGCACCCGACCAAACGGUCAUCCUGGUCAGAGCAGAUGUGUGUAAUGAUUGUGACCCCGAACAUGAACUCCUCAGGCAUAUGCCUUUUUUUGCGCUUAAGGGGCUUCCAGUUUAUGCGCAUCCCCAUACAGCUCACAUGUUCGCGUGGAAAAAAAAUGAAAUGAUUGAUGGCGAAUGGUCAAGCUAUCGAAGGCCGGGCUGGCUGUCACCGAGUUUACUACCUGACGGAUAA